Mercurialis annua (annual mercury) is the source of this 3457-nucleotide messenger RNA. Its product is annotated as chaperone protein ClpD, chloroplastic. Gene Ontology annotation, biological process: cellular response to heat. The record is from RefSeq and is a predicted model, not a curated record. The transcript is spliced from 12 exons. Lineage: Eukaryota; Viridiplantae; Streptophyta; Magnoliopsida; Malpighiales; Euphorbiaceae. The coding region runs from base 374 to 3226 and encodes 950 amino acids. Gene Ontology annotation, cellular component: cytoplasm. Gene Ontology annotation, molecular function: ATP hydrolysis activity; ATP binding.
ACACCGCCACAGGCUCAGCCCGUACAACAUCUUCGGCUUCCGUAGCCGACCAGUUCUCUUUCUCAACUUUCAGAUUACAAAUAGUGGACUUCUAAGUUUUAAAUUUUACAUUUUAACCCCAAAAAAGUAAUAACAUUACAUUUCUAUAUUCAACCCCAUAAAUAAAUCAUUGAACAGUUACAGUGGCUUGACGUGUUAGCCAACUCUUUCUUCUUCUUUUCUAUUACUCAAUUCCUUCCUUAUUUUUCUACUUUGCUCCUGUCUUUUCAUUUUUCAUUCAGAUUCUUUAUUCCACACCCAAAUUAUACAUAAACUUCAAAUCUUUACGUACAUAAUCAGCACCAAUCAGUUUUCUGAGGCUCAUACAAAAAAUAUGGAAGUUUUAUCAUCAUCAUCAUCACCUUUAUCAGUUCACUCAAGAUUAGAUUUGGGUCCUCUUAAUCCAGCCUCUAAAACUAAACUUGAUCCUCUCUUAGCAUUUCACUGUAUAAAUAAUAACAGCAGUACAAUAAAUUCAUCUGGUUCUUCUUGUUUUGGCAUUUCAAUCUCAUAUAAACACAACCCACUAAAUUCCCUGUCUUUUAAACGCUCUAAAUUGCGUAGAAAGCGUAGAAUUCUCCCAAUUUCGUCAGUUUUUGAGAGGUUUACAGAGAGGGCUAUUAAAGUUGUGAUCUUUUCUCAGAGAGAAGCUAGAGCUUUGGGGAAAGAUAUGGUCUUUACUCAGCAUCUUUUGCUGGGUUUAAUUGGGGAGGAUCGGGAUACGAAUGGGUUUCUUGGUUCUGGGAUUAAAAUUGAUAGAGCUCGUGAGAUUGUUCAAGAAAUUUGGACUAAUGAUGGUGAUGAGAGGAAUGUUUCUGUUUCGAGUACUGCGAAAAAUGCGACGGAUGUGCCCUUUUCGACUAGUACGAAGAGGGUAUUUGAGGCUGCAGUUGAGUAUUCAAGGACUAUGGGUUAUAAUUAUAUUGCACCUGAGCAUAUGGCUAUUGGGUUGUUGACUGUGGAUGAUGGGAGUGCCAGUCGUGUGCUCCAGAGAUUGGGGGCAAAUCUAGAUGACUUGGCAACUGCAGCAGUCGCCAGACUUCAAGGUGAACUUGCGAAAGAAGGAAGAGAACCACCUGUGGAAGGGAAAGGGACGCGUGAAAAGUCCUUCUCGAAGAAAGCUGGAGCUUUAAGAUCCUCUGGAAAAACAAAAGAGAAAAGUGCUCUUGCUCAAUUCUGUGUGGAUCUUACUGUGCGUGCCAGUGAAGGACUUAUUGAUCCUGUUAUUGGGCGAGAAACUGAAAUUGAAAGAAUUGUUCAGAUACUUUGCCGCAGAUCCAAAAAUAACCCUAUUCUUCUUGGUGAAAGUGGGGUUGGAAAAACUGCCAUUGCUGAAGGACUAGCCACUCGUAUUGCGCAGGCUGAUGUUCCUCUUUUUCUCAUAGCAAAGCGUGUUAUGUCCUUGGAUAUGGGACUGCUAAUUGCUGGUGCGAAGGAAAGGGGAGAACUAGAAGCACGUGUUACCACAUUAAUAAAAGAGAUAAUGAAAGAAGGUAAUAUCAUACUUUUUAUUGACGAAGUCCACACAAUUGUCGGGACUGGCACGGUUGGACGGGGAAGCAAAGGAUCUGGUUUUGACAUUGCUAAUUUGCUGAAGCCAGCUCUUGGGAGGGGUGAAUUACAGUGCAUUGCAUCCACUACAGUAGAUGAAUACAGAGCACAUUUCGAAGUUGAUAAAGCGUUAGCACGAAGGUUCCAGCCUGUGUCAAUUGAUGAGCCAAGUCAGGAAGAUGCAGUUAAAAUACUGUUGGGUCUACGCCAGAAAUACGAGGCCUAUCAUAACUGUAGCUUCACAUUGGAAGCAAUAAAUGCUGCUGUUUAUUUGUCAGCAAGAUACAUUGCCGAUAGAUAUCUUCCCGAUAAAGCUAUUGAUCUGAUUGAUGAGGCAGGAAGUAGAGCUCGUAUUGAGGCUCAUAGGAAGAAGAAAGAAGAGCAAACAGGCAUACUUUCGAAGUCGCCGGAUGAUUAUUGGCAAGAAAUUAGAACUGUUCAGGCGAUGCAUGAAGUGGUCCUGGCCAGCAGGAUGAGAAAUGAUGGCAGUGCUUCGAGUUCUGAAGACUCGGGUGAAAUCAUUUUGGAGUCCCCUAAACCUGUCACAUCAGAUGACAAGCCCAUGGUGGUGGGUCAUGAUGAUAUAGCAGCCGUGGCUUCACUCUGGUCAGGAAUCCCAGUUCAGCAGCUCACUGCUGAUGAAAGAAAGUUUCUGGUGGGUCUGGAGGAUGAACUCAGAAAACGGGUCAUUGGUCAAGAUGAGGCUGUUUGUGCCAUAUCUCGAGCAGUUAAAAGGUCUCGGGUUGGUUUGAAGGAUCCUGAUAGGCCCAUAGCAGCACUGAUGUUUUGUGGCCCAACUGGGGUUGGCAAGACUGAACUAGCAAAAGCUUUGGCAGCAAGCUACUUUGGAUCGGAGUCGGCUAUGCUGAGAUUGGACAUGAGUGAAUACAUGGAGCGACACACUGUGAGCAAAUUAAUAGGGGCACCCCCAGGUUACGUCGGUUUCGGCGAGGGUGGCACUUUGACAGAAGCUAUUAGAAGACGGCCUUUCACAUUGGUAUUACUUGAUGAAAUAGAGAAAGCUCAUCCAGAUGUUUUUAAUAUCCUCCUCCAGUUGUUUGAAGACGGUCGCCUAACUGAUUCUCAGGGAAGGCGAGUAUCAUUUAAAAAUGCAUUGGUGGUGAUGACCUCAAAUGUGGGAUCCACUGCUAUCGCAAAGGGAGGACGCACCUCCAUCGGUUUCAUGAUUGCAGAUAAUAAUGAGUCAACUUCAUAUGCUGGAAUAAAAGCAUUGGUGCUGGAAGAACUCAAAUCAUAUUUUCGUCCUGAGCUACUCAACAGGAUUGAUGAAGUAGUAGUAUUCCACCCCCUCGAGAAGUCUCAGAUGCUGAAGAUCUUAAGUGUGAUGUUGAGAGAGGUGAAAGAAAGGCUAAUAUCUCUUGGGGUCGGCUUAGAGGUGUCUGAAUCUGUGAAGGAGCUUGUAUGCAAACAGGGUUACGAUCCAAUUUAUGGCGCUCGGCCUCUUAGAAGAGCAGUGACUCAAAUAAUUGAAAAUCCAGUUAGCGAAGCAUUACUUGCUGCACAAUUCAAGCCCGGGGAUACUGCGAUGGUUGAUCUCGAGGCUUCAGGAAAUCCUGUGGUCAUAAAUCUGUCAGAUCAGAGCAUUCACGUGUCUGAUAUAACAACAGUCUCGUAGCUAACGAAUUUGUAUGAUACAGAUUAUGUAAUCUUUAUACCUGUAUAUAACAUGUUACAUGUAUAAGUUUUGUAUUGUAAGUCUGGAGUUUGCAAUUUCAAUCCAAAAAUGUAUAUAAAGAUCAAAAGCAUCUCAGAUUCUCAAUUCUAAGGCUUGUAGGCGUAAGUUACUUUGGAUUUGAAUUUUGUUGACUCCCAUGGAUAUAUAAAAUUUGAUAUUCUUUAAUUUAAA